Molecule: messenger RNA, 1869 nt
Organism: Tachyglossus aculeatus (Australian echidna)
Lineage: Eukaryota; Metazoa; Chordata; Mammalia; Monotremata; Tachyglossidae
Gene: RINL
Product: Ras and Rab interactor like
Exons: 9
Coding region: 1-1869 (622 amino acids)
Biological process (GO): vesicle-mediated transport; signal transduction
Cellular component (GO): cytosol; endocytic vesicle
Molecular function (GO): guanyl-nucleotide exchange factor activity; small GTPase binding
Source: RefSeq, a predicted model, not a curated record
AUGUCGUCCUCUCUCCUCGCGCAGAGCUUCGUGGUGACGGGGGCCGCGGAGAGCUGCGCGCUGAGUCUGCGGACGGACACCCUCCCCGAGGCCGUGGGCACCUACCGAGUCCUGGAGACCCCGGCCGGUGUGUCCCUGGACACUUCCCAGCUGAGCUUCCCAGAUCUGCCCCAGCUCCUGGCCUUCCUGUGCACCAGCAGGGACAUCCUGCCCCGGACUCUGCUCGUCCCGCUAGGAACCCCGGAGGCUCCCCAACUGGAUCCAGGGCUGGGGGAUGAGGAUGGCCGGCGGGGGUCCGGGCCUCCCCAGGUGGGCACCGUCCGGAUCACGUACGCCGGGGGUGCCUUAUACGUGGUCAAUCCCCUGUUCCGGGAGGAGCGGCCGGGAGCCACGGAGGAUGGGCUGCGGACGCCCCCCAGGACCCGUGGCAAGGUCUCAACGGCCUUCUCCGUCCCUCCGUCGUCGGCGGCGUCCACCCCGUCCCACAGCCCCCCGCCCACCCCCACGGCCCCUCGGGCCACCCAAAGCCCACACCGGGUCUCCUGGAUCGAAGGCUCCGCCUGCCCCACGCCCCCGGAGCCGGACUCCCUGUCUCUGAGCAGCGUGGAGGAGGAGGCCGAGGACGGCGGGGAGACGACCCCGCCGCCGGCGGGCCCGUCCCCGGCCCGGCCCCGCCGGCCCCCGCCGGCCUCCCGCGUCCUCCACCGCCUGUCGGCCGUGGGCAGCGCCCUGAGCGGCCUGGUCUCGGCCGAGCGGCGGGUGGCCCACCGCGUGCUGGAGCUGGCCCAGGAGCCGGACACCUACGUCGGGGGGCUGGUGCGGAGCUUCGUGGGCCACCUGCGGGCGGGGGGCGCGGCCCGGCCCGCCUCCAGCACCGAGCUGCUCCAGGAAAUCCGCCAGCUGCUCAGCGGCCUGCGCUCCUACCUGUGCGCCAGCUCCGAGCUGCAGGCCUUCGGGGCCGGGGACGACGGCGGAGACUUCACCCUGGAGUCGGCGGUGGAGGCCGCCCUGUACAAAUGCGUGCUGAAACCCUUGCGGGACGUGGUGUUCGGGCAGCUGCGGGACUACAGGGAGGAAGAGCUGCGACGGCUGGCACGGCAGCAGCAGGCCCUGCGGGCCCGGGGCCCGGGGGCCCUGGGGGUGACGGCCGCCGUGCCCGACGCCCCCGCGCUGGAGCGCAUCCAGGCCAAGCUGGGCCAGCUGCACGCCGCCUACGCCCCCCACAAGAAGGUGGCCUUGCUGCUCAAGAUCUGCAAGCUCAUCUAUGAAGCCAUGAACCAGGGCGGCGGUGGCGAGCCUUACGGGGCCGACGACUUCCUGCCCGUCCUGACCUACGUGCUGGUCCACAGUGAGACCAUCACGGCCACGCAGCUGGACGUGGAGUAUAUGAUGGAGCUGCUGGACCCCAGCCAACUGCAGGGAGAGGGUGGCUACUAUCUGACCACGUGGUUUGGAGCCCUGUACCACAUUUCCCACUUCGAGCCGGCCAUGGUCACCCGCCAGAUCAGCGUGGAGGCCCAGGACUCCAUCAGCCAGUGGCAGCGCCGUCGGACCAUCCAUCCCGGGGCCGGGACCCGCCGCCGCUCCCAGGACAUCCUGUACAUCUCCUUCCAAGAGCCUUUCAACCAGCAGAGAGCCUUCCACGUGCCGCUGCCCCAGACGGCCGAGGCCGUGCAGGCCGCCUGCGCCCAGCGCUUCGGGGCGUCGGACCCCGCGGCCUACGGGCUGUACGCCGCCUGGGAGGAGGGCAGCCGGCUGCUGGAGGAGGCCGCCCGGCCCCAGCAGGUCAAAGCCGAGCUGCUCCAGGCGGCCGUCCGCUCCCUCUGCUUCGUCUAUCGGCGGCGGGGGACGGAGGACCCCUCCCUCUGA